Messenger RNA from Dentiscutata erythropus, 312 nucleotides. The record is from the annotation of a GenBank genome assembly. Lineage: Eukaryota; Fungi; Glomeromycota; Glomeromycetes; Diversisporales; Gigasporaceae.
AUGGACCAUAAUUCUGGUGCUCUAACUACUAAUGAGAAAGCUAUAAUCAUAUCUGUUUACUUCUACCUUCAAAAAAAUAUAGAUAAACAAGUUAUUAAACUGUCAUAUCAUCAAGACUUUUGUCUUUACAAAGAGGUCGCUUUAGCUACAGGGGUUAAUGAGAGAACUAUUGCCCGAGUUCUUGCUAAAUUUAACAAAACCAGAGAGUUUGCAUUACCAAAACAAGACCAACAGCCCCCUCAGAAUUUUAAUUCAGAAUAUGUAAAUGCUAUUCGUGAUAUUAUUUUUUCUGCAAACCAAAAUUGCCUUUAA